Molecule: messenger RNA, 2100 nt
Organism: Eublepharis macularius
Lineage: Eukaryota; Metazoa; Chordata; Lepidosauria; Squamata; Eublepharidae
Gene: UCN
Product: urocortin
Exons: 1
Coding region: 1676-2089 (137 amino acids)
Cellular component (GO): extracellular region
Molecular function (GO): hormone activity
Source: RefSeq, a predicted model, not a curated record
GCAACCUGUUGAUUAUUGUAAGUCAUGGCCAGAUGCCUACAGAACAUUGAGUGGGCCCUUCUUAUGUUGCUUGGUGUUCAUCAUGCCCCCAGACUGCCCCAGAGAAUUGAAGUAAAACAUCCCAUAACCUUGGUUGUUGUGGGUUUUCCGGGCUGUAUUGCCGUGGUCUUGGCAUUGUAGUUCCUGACGUUUCGCCAGCAGCUGUGGCUGGCAUCUUCAGAGGUGUAGCACCAAAAGACAGAGAUCUCUCAGUGUCACGAUACUGACACUGAGACAAUACAUCCCAUAACCUUGCUGGAGAGAGAAGCAGGAGCCACCUGCCUGCCAGUGCAUUCAACUUGUCUACCUGGGUUCAACAAUGGUAUCACAUUUUUUAGCUUAAAGCAAAUAUCCUUGUAAUGACACUAAAUUGGAACACACACGCACACAACAUACAGUACUGCCUUUGGAUGCUGCGCAGCUGUAUGCUUUAGGUUUGGCAAUUACCAAUGCAGGCUUCUCACUUUCUGAUUAUUUUUUAAUCAUGAGGCCAGUUUUGCAGCAGAAAAUAGGUGAUCCAGAAGUCUGGCAUAAAAAGAAGUAAAUUGGGGGGGGGUUGAGACUAGGCUGCUCUGGCCUUACUGCUAUGGGGGGGGGGGGCGCGGGACAGGCAGCAUUUGGGGAACCUUGAAGUGCUGCUUAUCUUAGGAGGUAGGGAGCUCAACCCCUCGAGGCUUUGCUGUUGACAGCAGCGAAGUGUUCUGACUUUUUCGUCUUUGACACCCUGUCCCUCUGAUGCGGCCCCCCAGCACACACACACCCCGGGCAGCUCACGGGAGACGGAGCGAGAUAGCCCCUGGCCCUAAGAUGAUUCCGGGCAGGUUCAUCAAGCUUCAGCACUACGGACAGCGCACGCCCCGCCGUUCCGGAGGAGAUGCUCGUGCGCUUCCUGGGGGGGGGGGGUGUUCUGGAUGCGCCAAGAGGGCAAGUCGGGGGUGGGGAGGCUCCGUUUUGGCUCCAGAACGGCCCUCUGGAGUUCUGCACGCAGAUUUGGGGAAGGAGAAAUUCAGAGUUCAGCGGCUGAAACUUUGAAAAUAGUGCCCAAGUUCCAGCGGUAGCGGCUCGCGGGCGUCCGUGGGCGCGCCAGUCUGCGUCCCAGGAGGGUCUGCUGGACCCGCUGAGCGCUCCAUCGGCAAUCAGUCCAUGUCCCGCGCUGACGUCAAUGGAUCUCCCGGCCUGGCUCUAUAUAAAGAUCCGGCCAGCGGCUCCGCGCACCCUCCUUCCCGGAUCGGCAAGGACGCAUCGUGGUGAGUUACUUCUCGCUGCCGCAGGGCUGAGGCGGAACGGGACCUGGGCUGAGCAAGGGGCCCCAGAGACAGCCACUGCUUCCCCGGCGAAGCUCGAAGCCUGCCUACUUGUGUUCCCUCCUACAGGCAUCGGGCCCAGAAAUCGCGGAGAGGGGGCGGGAGAGGGACUCAGAGGCCUCAGCUCCAGCGCCAGGCUUGGACACCCCCCCUAGAAACCUUGCCCGUGGGAAGAUAGGGAGAGUCGAGGUCGUCCCGGCUCCCCUACCUCUGUGCGGAGGAGCGGAAAAGAGUGACCAGCUCCCGCCUCGCUGCGAGACCGUCGGGGCCGCUGCCGCCCCCCACCCCUGGACUCACCGGUCUCUCUCUUCCCAGGCCUGGACCGCCCCAGCAUGAGACGGGCGCCGCUGCCCAUGCUCCUGGCCUCGCUCCUACUGGUCUCUCAGGCGCCCUUCGGAGCCGGCCGAGUUCCGGACUUCGACGGCAACGCGGAGAGCGGUUUGAGCCUCCGGCUGCUGCUCUUGGGAGAGGAUCGCGCCUCCCAGUGGCCCCUCUCGCCCCCGCUGCCUGCUCCCGGACACGACGUGGCGGCCUUGGUCGUACGAUCCCUGAUCCGGGCCGGGCCCGCCGGGGAGCUGCGCCGCCGCCUGAGCGAGUUAAGCGAGCGGCUGAAGCGCCACGAGCCGCCGCUUUCCAUCGACCUUACCUUCCACCUCCUCCGCCAAAUGCUCGAGAUCUCCCGGGCUCAAAGCCAGCAGGAGCAGGCCGAGCAAAAUCGCAUCUACUUCGACUCCCUGGGCAAGUGACGUCGGCCGGG